This is a messenger RNA of Rubroshorea leprosula, 1363 nucleotides long. Lineage: Eukaryota; Viridiplantae; Streptophyta; Magnoliopsida; Malvales; Dipterocarpaceae. The record is from the annotation of a GenBank genome assembly.
UUACAAAAUAUUAAGAGCAAACUUUCCAGGCAAUAUCAGUCUUGUUGAAACCAUCCAAAAAAAAAAAAAAAAAAAAACAGAGUGUCUUGCUAAAAAAUUAGAGUGACAAUGGAGGAUAUGCCGCCGGGAUUUCGGUUCUAUCCGACGGAAGAGGAGCUGGUGUCGUUUUAUCUGAAAAACAAGCUGGAAGGGACGAGGCAAGACCUGAACCGCCUCAUGGAUCGGGUUAUUCCCGUCGUCGACAUUUACGACUACAAUCCCUCAGAUCUUCCACAAUUUUCGGUGUAUUUGUGCCACAAAGACCCGGAACAAUGGUUUUUCUUCAUCCCGAGGCAGGAGAGUGAAGCCCGAGGAGGGAGACCACGACGGCUGACGACUACUGGGUACUGGAAAGCCACCGGUUCUCCAGGUUUUGUCUAUUCCUCCAACCGCCCCAUUGGCGUCAAGAGGACGAUGGUAUUUUACAAUGGAAGAGCUCCCAACGGGAAGAAAACGGAGUGGAAAAUGAAUGAGUACAAAGCUAUUGAUGGCGAAGCAUCCUCUUCCACAGCCGCCGCCGCCGCCGGCGUUGCCACUCCACCUGCUUUAAGACAUGAAUUCAGCCUGUGUCGAGUGUACAAGAAAUCAAAAUGCCUGAGGUCCUUUGACAGGCGGCCGCCACCAGCACUGCCGCCACCCCAGCCAAGUGCCACUCAGCAAGUUCCAUCCGCCGUGGCAGGAACGUCUCAACAGAACCCUCAAAUGGAAGAUCAGAGAAUGGAAAGCUCGCCAGAGACUUCCUCAUCCGGAGAACAAGGAAAUACUCCAUCCCAUUCGGCCGGACAAACCAGUGACUCAAAAAUGAUUGGUGACGAGGAGCUUUUCUUGGAUCUGGAUGAGUUCUGGGAUCUGUGAAGUAAUCAAUAUUUUUUGAGGUUAAAAAGCUGGAACCGAGUUUCCAUUUGUGUGUGCGUGCGCUUUUUUUUAAAGAAAUCACAUUUAUUACUAAGUUCAGGAAGCACAAUCAUAUAUACGUUUCGUGUGUUUUUGCAUUUUUUUUUUUUUUUUUUUGCCGUCCCUGUGUUUUUGCUGAUCACAGAACCUGAACUUUUGUUUGUACUUUGUAGUAGUACUUGUGUAAGCAGCAUGUAAGAAUAUUAUUAGGAUUUAGGGGGAAGAUGCUCUAAUUUAAGUUCAAUUAAUCUUCUUACUGCCGCUACUUAUGAGGAUUAUUGUGAGACUCGAAAGGCAUUUCAAAGAUAAAAAGUUAUAGCCGCAAAGGAUGACAGUUAGCUUACGUUGAUGUUAUUGUUAGGUUUUUUGAAAAAAUUGUAUUGAUGUAUUAAGACGUGAAAGUUCUUUUGAAUAAAGUUCCUUUUUUCUC